This is a messenger RNA of Pan troglodytes (chimpanzee), 1902 nucleotides long. Its product is annotated as tubulin beta-8 chain-like. Bases 1236 to 1802 code for a protein of 188 amino acids. Gene Ontology annotation, biological process: microtubule-based process. The record is from RefSeq and is a predicted model, not a curated record. The transcript has a single exon. Gene Ontology annotation, molecular function: structural constituent of cytoskeleton; GTPase activity; GTP binding. NCBI's taxonomy places the organism in Eukaryota, Metazoa, Chordata, Mammalia, Primates, Hominidae. Gene Ontology annotation, cellular component: microtubule.
AGGUGGAGGUUGCAGUGAGCUGAGGUCGUGCCACUGCACUCCAGCCUGGGUGACAGAACGAGACUCUGUCUCAAAAAAGAAAAUGUAGGAUCAGACCCCAACAUGUCCAUCCAGUAACUGAGGGACUUUUGACACCCAGCCCCUGAGAUUUAGUUUUCUCAGAUAAUGUAGCUGGCUCCCAACUGGACCUAAGAUGGUGGUUAGGAUUUGGUGCUGUCUGACUGUGAAGAGGUCAUUCUUAGGUAUCAUUUUUAUGAACACAUUUUUUGGGGGGUUUUGGUUUAGCUGAAAACUAAAGAAAAAUAUUUUUCCUUUUUGUUUUCUUAGUGGAAAAGUGAGAGAACAGAGGUCUAUCCUAUGUAUAUCUACCACUUAAAGCCGAAGCCGAAGGAACUAUUUUUACUAGAGAUUGAAACCAAGACUUAUGCAGUGCUAUGCUUCACAACUUGAGGGGCAGAAUGUGAUCCGUAGUCACAUGGCAAGGGGCAAGGGAAAUUGUGUGGCUCUGGUACCUGAGGGCUUCAGGGAACAUGCCAGGGCAUCAGUGGGAAUGUCUAGACACCCAGACAGAACCAGAGGCUGCUCUGGGAGCUGGGGAUGCUGUUAGGCCCUCUGCACAGAUGGAAUCAAGAGUCAGAUGAUUAGUUACUUAAGCCAUUAUGAUCACUUCAAGGCUGUUCUAGUGAAGACAGGGGUAAAUGAGGCUAAAAGUGUUUCAGACACUUUAAUUUAGUAGUAAUAGAGCCCUUUCUACUCACAAUGAAAGCUUAUUCUGAACACAGAUACAUAAUACAGAUAGAAGUAGAGCUCUCUGUGUUGAAAUGGUAAGAACCUGGAGCUACCCGCUUAGCUCAACCGGCAUCUAUGUUUCUUACAGCUCCCUAAGUGCUUCCAAUUUGCAGCCAAGGUGGAGGACCACUGCCUUAGAGAAAUGCUUCUCAAACAUUAAUGUACUUACUAGUCACCUGGGGAUCUUGUUAAAAUGCAGGUUUCUAUUCAGGAGGUCUGGGAUGGGGUCUGAGGCUCUGCAAGUCUAACAAGCUCCCAGGUGAUUCUGAUGUUGCCGGUAGGUAAAACACACUUUGAAUAACAAGGUCUUGGAACACUGGUUCUCUCACUUUCGUGGGCAUAAAAAUCUCAUAGGGUGCUUAUUAAAACACAGAUUAUUGUGCUUGGCUCUGAGAAUGUUGGAUUCAGUAGGUCUAUGAUAGGGCCUGGCAAUUUGCAUUUCUAAUAUGGUCCCGUUUCCCCGGCUGCAUUUCUUCAUGCCUGGCUUUGCCCCACUGACCAGCCGGGGCAGCCAGCAGUACCGGGCCUUGACUGUGGCUGAGCUUACCCAGCAGAUGUUUGAUGCUAAGAACAUGAUGGCUGCCUGUGACCCCCGUCACGGCCGCUACCUAACGGCGGCUGCCAUUUUCAGGGGUCGCAUGCCCAUGAGGGAGGUGGAUGAACAAAUGUUCAACAUUCAAGAUAAGAACAGCAGCUACUUUGCUGACUGGCUCCCCAACAACGUAAAAACUGCCGUCUGUGACAUCCCACCCCGGGGCCUGAAAAUGUCGGCCACCUUCAUUGGGAACAACACAGCCAUCCAGGAACUCUUCAAGCGUGUCUCAGAGCAGUUUACAGCAAUGUUCAGGCGCAAGGCCUUCCUCCACUGGUACACGGGCGAGGGCAUGGAUGAGAUGGAAUUCACCGAGGCCGAGAGCAACAUGAACGACCUGGUGUCUGAAUAUCAGCAAUAUCAGGAUGCCACGGCCGAGGAGGAGGAGGAUGAGGAGUAUGCCGAGGAGGAGGUGGCCUAGAACUCUCCUUUUCUAGGUAAAGGGGGGAAGCGGUGUGGAUUCUUUACUGUGUUCUGACAGCCAUGUGUCACUAUGCGCUUGUUAAUUUGUGUCUUCACAU